Messenger RNA from Zingiber officinale, 935 nucleotides. Its product is annotated as myb-related protein MYBAS1-like. The transcript is spliced from 3 exons. Gene Ontology annotation, biological process: regulation of DNA-templated transcription. Gene Ontology annotation, molecular function: DNA-binding transcription factor activity; sequence-specific DNA binding. The record is from RefSeq and is a predicted model, not a curated record. Bases 167 to 763 code for a protein of 198 amino acids. Gene Ontology annotation, cellular component: nucleus. Lineage: Eukaryota; Viridiplantae; Streptophyta; Magnoliopsida; Zingiberales; Zingiberaceae.
ACAAAAUUUUCAUCUAUGAACUAAUUCUACAUCAAACAAGGAUCAGACAUGACAUCAUCUGAGACCGCUGUUAAUGAUUAUAAAUAUGGAGGGAGAAGAGAAGAUGAGCAAAAAACAGAGGACAGAGGACAGAAGACGGAGGGGUAAGUAGAAAGACAAUUAAAGGAUGGAGGCGGAGGCGGCGCGAAAAGGGCCUUGGACGGAGGAGGAGGACGCUCGACUUGUAUUUUUCGUACGCUUGUUCGGUGAGCGUCGUUGGGAUAACGUAGCGAAGGUGUCAGGUCUCAACAGGUCCGGUAAGAGCUGCCGGCUCCGGUGGGUCAACUACCUCCACCCCGGCCUCAAACACGGCCGCUUGACCCCCCACGAGCAGCACCUCGUCAUUCAACUCCACGCCAACUGGGGCAAUAGGUGGUCUAGAAUUGCACAGUGCCUUCCUGGUCGCACAGACAACGAGAUCAAGAACUACUGGAGGACGCACAUGAGGAAGAAGGCGGAAGAGGUGAGGAUGAGCUCAUUCUCCUCAUCUUCUUCUUUGUCGUCGCAAUCGUCGUCGUUGACUAGUGAAGGAGAAGUAGGACUCGUGGUGGAUGGAGAUGGAUACAGUAUGGAUCAGAUAUGGAAUGAGAUCUCUGCAUCCGAGAACUCUGUCGGUGGAUUUAGCAUCGAAGAGAACAAGGAUGGAGGCAGCAGUAGUAGUAAGUUGGAAGAUUGUUCUGAAUCACUACCGUGGGAGUUGGAUGAUGAAGAGUUACAGAUAUGAACAUGAUCAUAUACUUCUUCCACAUACUGCUGACCGUAGUCUUAGUAGUGCUAAUUGCAACUUAUUUACAAGAUGCUAGGAUGCUUUAUACUGUGAUUAAGCUUUAAUAAGAAUUUGUCAAGAUUUGUUAUCAUCUUUCUGUUGCUGACAGGAUGAUAACCUUGGAAAUACU